Messenger RNA from Lymnaea stagnalis (great pond snail), 1816 nucleotides. The record is from the annotation of a GenBank genome assembly. Lineage: Eukaryota; Metazoa; Mollusca; Gastropoda; Lymnaeidae.
AGCAAGCGGGUAAGCACGUGUACCAAGCAUGGCAAUGUCAUUGACAACGUUAGCAUCUUCGUUUAUCGCCAUCACCGCUGGUAAGUGAGAUAGAUGAAGGAGUCGGUAAUGUGAAAAAGAGAUAGAAAGUAAUGAAAGACUAAUGAAAGAAUGAGGAAAAUGACAGAGAGAACCACGCACAAAGACCGUGGUUCCAAAUCUUAAAUUAAAAAAAAAAAAUGUAAUAUUUUUUUUUUUGGAACCCAUUUUACAGAUCCAUUUCUUAUAGGGCUGCUAUUUAGGGCUAUAUUUUACAAAUGCAGCAAUGUUUAAUACUUUCAUGUAGCGGCUGUGAAGCCCCUGGGACCCUUAUUUGCCUAUCGGAGCACAUAUUUGGAACCACGGGACUCAGCAGAGAGUGACAGGAGAAUAAAAUAUAUAGAUACAUAGACAGAAACAUAGUUGGCCGGUCGAGGUGUCCACCAUGACCGUUCUAAACACCAGGCCUGUUACCGUGGCUGAGCCUGUCCUCAGGUUCGCAAAUGACUGACCAGUUCAAUUCUGGGCACGAAACGUUCUGAUGCACAAGGUGCAGGGGAUGCAUGGGGCAGCUCCAGGUACAGGGUGAGGGUCUGGCUUUUUUAAGGAUUGCCUAUUGUGCUCUGAAGCAUGGGCGUCGGCAACGUUGUGGGUACUAGCGUGCCACAAGUAAGACUUCUAUUCCGAACGUGUGCGAAUAACCUUUAACUCACCAUAAAACCCCGUAUUUUUGGUUCAUGUAUAACUUUCGGGGAGGGGGUGGGUGGGUUUAGUGGGGGGGGGGGGGCGUCUGCCUCGAAAAUAGUUGUAUGAGUCAAGUCUGGCAAGUGUGCCAUAAUUUGCCAACUCUUGAAAUAGAUCAUCUAUUAAAAAACACUCCAGUCCUUAAACAUUGCCAAUAUAUUUCAGUUGUGUGUCUCCCAACCCCGCAUGGUAACAGAUGCGAGACGAUCGGAUGCUAUAAAAUCCUCUCUCCGGUGUGCGGCAGUGACGGCGAAACGUACGCGAACGAAUGCAACCUGAACAGGACCAACUGCCUGCGAGACCCCGAGAAUCAAAUCACCAAGGUCAAGGACGGCUACUGCGAGGAAGUUCAAGAUGGCUGCCCGACGUCCUGUCCACUUUCCGAGCAGCUCGUCUGUGGCAGCAACGGGGUCACGUACACCACGCUGUGCGGACUGACCAGGUCAAACUGUCGAAAGCCUCUGAGCGAACGGGCGACGUUCGCCUACAUGGGAAGAUGUGUUGAAACAACCACAGCGACCCCAUCGCCUGCGGUCAAUCACGUUGCGACAGCUGUUGCUCAAAGAGCACAUCGAAAAGUCGACCUCACCUACGCUAGGCUCUAGGCCAGCGGUUCUCAACAUGUGGGUCGUGACUCCCCCCCCCCACCCCCUUUGAGGAUCGAGUGACUCUUCCAAAGGGGUCGCCUAAGACCCUCGGUAAAAACAACAUAUUAAUGAAGUAGCAACGAAAAUAUUUUUUUUUAAUGGUUAUGGGGAGUGGGUCACCAUAACACGAGGAAGUGUAUUAAAGGGUAAUUGCAUUCGGAAGACUAAGAACCCCAACUCUAGAAACAGAUCAGAUGUAACCACUGCGACGAAUGGUUUAGAUAACUAGCUGGGAAGACAUUUACAUCCCAAAACAUAAUCGCAACUUUUCGUUUAGCCAGAACAAUGCAUUCGAUCUGUAAUGACGUCUGCGGAUUUCAAAAUAUAUUAUGAAAUAUAUCUUUUAACCACCAAUGAAAUCAAUUUUUUUUUUUUUAAAUGAAUAGCCGUUGAAGAAAUAUAAGCAU